AUGUCUGAAGGAGAAAUCGAAGUCGAGGCCGUUUCCGGCUACCAAGUGCUCCCAAAGGAGGUCACUGAGGAGAUUGGAAGCAUCAAGCUUUUCAACAAAUGGAGCUACGAGGAUGUUGAGAUUCGCGACAUCUCUUUGACCGAUUACAUUCAAAUCAGAGCCCCAGUCUACAUCUCCCACUCCGCCGGUCGUUAUGCGCAAAAGAGAUUCAGAAAGGCCAACUGCCCAAUCAUUGAGCGUCUUACCAACUCCUUGAUGAUGAACGGUCGCAACAACGGAAAGAAGCUCAUGGCUGUCCGCAUUGUUGCCCACGCCUUCGAGAUCAUCCACAUCAUGACCGACCAAAACCCAAUCCAAGUUGCCGUUGAUGCUAUCGUCAACUGUGGUCCUCGCGAAGAUUCCACCCGUAUCGGAUCCGCCGGUACCGUCCGUCGUCAAGCCGUCGAUGUCUCCCCUCUCCGCCGUGUCAACCAAGCCAUUGCUCUCCUUACCAUCGGUGCCCGUGAAGCUUCAUUCAGAAACGUCAAGUCCAUUGCUGAGUGCUUGGCUGAAGAAUUGAUCAACGCUGCCAAGGGAAGCAGCAACUCCUACGCCAUCAAGAAGAAGGAUGAGUUGGAGCGUGUCGCCAAGAGCAAUCGUUAAAUGGUUAUAUUCGGGGAUUUUCUGUGGGGUGUUUCAAUUUGCAUUAUGGAUGGAUGGGCGAUUGGCUGCAUUUCUGUCACAUAAACGACUUUUAUGAAUGCAAAAAGUCAUGACACAACCGGAAUAAUGGAUAUAUGCAUUCAGUGAUUUUGUGCCAUCGGUUCAAGUGCACAAAUUUGUAUGGGACCAUGAGCCUAGGAUGGCUGUAAGGGCUGAUCAUAUGCCAUCUGGUGAUUCUACAGAAUUUUGAUACCUCCAGAUAAAAAGCAAAUUUGAUGAACA
Botrytis fragariae is the source of this 924-nucleotide messenger RNA. Its product is annotated as putative 40s ribosomal protein s5 protein. The record is from RefSeq and is a predicted model, not a curated record. Gene Ontology annotation, biological process: translation; ribosomal small subunit assembly. Gene Ontology annotation, cellular component: ribosome; cytosolic small ribosomal subunit. Gene Ontology annotation, molecular function: rRNA binding; mRNA binding; structural constituent of ribosome. The transcript has 4 exons. NCBI's taxonomy places the organism in Eukaryota, Fungi, Ascomycota, Leotiomycetes, Helotiales, Sclerotiniaceae. The coding region runs from base 1 to 642 and encodes 213 amino acids.